Messenger RNA from Dendronephthya gigantea, 1463 nucleotides. Its product is annotated as DELTA-alicitoxin-Pse2a-like. The transcript is spliced from 3 exons. Bases 87 to 1418 code for a protein of 443 amino acids. Lineage: Eukaryota; Metazoa; Cnidaria; Anthozoa; Malacalcyonacea; Nephtheidae. The record is from RefSeq and is a predicted model, not a curated record.
CAUAUAGCCAUUUGCAUCCUCUGCGUGCACACGGCCCUUGGAAAGAGGUGACCAUUGCUCAAAAACAAGUCUUAAAGAUUUUAAGAAUGAAUUUAAUCAGCGGAUAUUUCAUGCUGUUUCUUCUGGCGUUCGUCCUCACAGAGCUUGUUUCAUGCGAGGAUGAUUACCAUACAAUUCUCGGGAAAGCCAUUUACAUUCCAGAAGAAGAUCUCCUAGGUUCCAUUCCAAAUGGAUUGACCUUUUUUAGGGAUAUUGAAGAGCAUUGCCAACGAAAGCUCAAAAUAGCGACGACAGCUAAAGAUCAGACGUAUUAUAGAAAUACCGAAGAUUUUUACAAAAGCAUUGCGACUGAGACAAAUCUUAAAGCUGGUUACGAAGGCCCCUUCUCGUUGGGACUUACGCUUGAUAUUACUUCUAAAUCGAUCAGCGGUACAUCACGUGAAGUCAGUGGAACAUCAAUUAACCUUGCAACUAAAGCUUUUGUCCAACAAUUCUCACCCAAUUGCCUGUAUACAGCCUCCCUUGGAUCUUCUGUGGUGCGAGACUUUGCAGCUUUACCUACACAAAUUAAAAAUCCCUGGCACAAGUCUUCUUGGCGCGAGUAUCAUCAUUUCUUAGAAAGACAUGGCUCUCAUGUCAUCACUUCUGUCACAUUCGGCUCCAGUAUUGACCAGUAUGCAUUCGCUGAAACAAAGUCCUCCUUUUCAUCGAAACAAUUUACCGUGAAAGCGUGUGCCUCCCUUGGUGCAGGUGUUGGCCCUGGUAAAUUGUCUCUGUCAGCAUGCUCUGGUGUCACCAAAGACGAAGUAAAAAAAUUGUCCAAUUCCCAAAUGAGUACAUCAGUGGUAGUGCGUGGUGGGUCAGUCAACUUACGAAACAGACUUCUAUAUGACCGUUCUAGUGAUCUUAUCAUCCAAUUUCUAACCGAAGGUCAUACUCACCCAACCCCUAUAGCCUAUACUCUCACGCCAAUCUGGGAAAUUCUGCGUCGUCACCAUACGCUGACUUCGGAGAACAAGAAUACCUACGUUCAAGCAGUUAACCUUGAGUAUUACUUCGAUGGUUACUUGAACUUUGGUUGUCCAUAUCAACCAAGCAAGCGCCCUGGCACACCACCAAUACAGAAGUUCGACUACGCCUCCCACUCAACAUCCUCUAACCCAGUCUUCCAAUGUUCUCUCGCAUCCCAAGGUUGCCAUCACGACAAUGAUUGUCGCUAUCAAAUUGGCGUAAAAUGUGAGUGCAGAGGUUCAUCUUGCAUCCGUCACGGGCAGACCAAAUUACCCAAUGGCAAGAGCCGAGCAACAGCCUCGCCACAUUACCAAAGGAGAUGGUCUUGGAACGGAUGCGACUGGAAAUUGUGGGGAUCACGAUGUGCCUGCCGCCAUCCUAAUCCAACACGACGUAUUAUUUUUUGAUUGCGAACUAAGGACUUGGUCGUUUUAGUUUAAACUACUUGCUUA